Molecule: messenger RNA, 5141 nt
Organism: Xenopus laevis (African clawed frog)
Lineage: Eukaryota; Metazoa; Chordata; Amphibia; Anura; Pipidae
Gene: slc24a4.L
Product: sodium/potassium/calcium exchanger 4
Exons: 17
Coding region: 196-2037 (613 amino acids)
Biological process (GO): transmembrane transport; sensory perception of smell; intracellular calcium ion homeostasis
Cellular component (GO): plasma membrane; membrane; cell periphery
Molecular function (GO): calcium, potassium:sodium antiporter activity; calcium channel activity
Source: RefSeq, a predicted model, not a curated record
UCCCUGCCUGGGAUGAGAGCAGUGUGUGCGCUGGGUGAAUAGUGAGUGUCACUGGCACUGAGCCGAGCCCGGGCAAUGCUGUGUGGGACUUUGCAUUACACCUUGCGCUCGGCUGCCUGCGGCUGCCCCGGGAGAUUGCCCUGAAGCCCAUUCCCAAUCUUCAUUCCUGCGUGUGUGUUAUUAUCUGGCUGAAGCAUGAGGGACACAACAGGCUCGGGCUUGUGCAGCCGAACCGGGACGCAGCCUCCCAGAUUUGGGAAAAGAAAGAGAAGAGAGAGGAUGCUGCAACAGGGCACCUUCAUCUGCUCCCUCUUGUUUGCUGUGUGGUGCAUCUCCCGACUUCUCCAGGGCACAGGAGGAGGGGGCAUGUUAAUGGGACAAGAAAAACUUGUGUCCGACUGGAGAAAUAGAAAGCUUUUGGCAUCAGAUAAUGGAACCCAAGAGAAAAACUGCACUGAGCCAGCUAUUAAUGAGUUUCCGGAAGAUGUAUUUAGCAUUAAGGAACGUCAGCGAGGAGCAGUCCUUCUUCAUAUAUUUUGUGCUCUGUACAUGUUUUAUGCCCUGGCUAUUGUCUGCGAUGACUUCUUUGUACCAUCAUUAGAGAAAAUCUGUGAGAAGCUGCACUUAAGUGAAGAUGUAGCAGGUGCCACAUUUAUGGCUGCUGGCAGUUCUACCCCAGAACUUUUUGCCUCCGUUAUUGGUGUAUUUGUCACCCACGGUGAUGUUGGAGUUGGAACCAUUGUAGGUUCAGCAGUAUUUAAUAUCCUCUGUAUAAUUGGUGUGUGUGGAGUGUUUGCAGGACAGGUUGUUCUCCUGACCUGGUGGUCCCUCUUUAGAGAUUCCGUGUUUUACAUUCUAUCAAUAGUGGCACUUAUUGUUUUCAUAUAUGAUGAAGUCAUAGUUUGGUGGGAAAGUCUUAUACUUGUAGUUAUGUAUUUCUUUUACAUACUUAUCAUGAAGUACAAUGAGAAAAUGCAGCGUCUGUUCACCAUUAAGAAGAAUGUAGGAAAUGGCUGCCCAGUUGGCAGUGAGCUGCAAGAUGGUAAUGUGUAUAGUGACUUUGUCUGUGACGACCCUUCUGUGCCCUUGUUGUGGAAAGUAAAGGCAAACCAGCAGUAUAACAGCAGGAGCUCGGUAGUAAUGGUGGAUGAGAUCAUAUGCUCCAGUCCUCCCAAGUAUCGGUUUCCUGAAGCUGGCUUACGAAUAAUGAUUACCAACAAGUUUCCCCCAAGAACUCGCUUAAGAAUGGCCAGCAGGCUCAUAAUAAAUGAGAGGCAGCGACUUCUCCACUCUGCCAAUGGAAUGAGCACCACAACACUGGAUGGAAAGCAAGAAUUACUAGAGAAUGGAGGCCUACAUGUGGACAAAGAUGACUAUCAAGAAGAGAACGAGGCCAAUUAUUUGGUUCCCUUUUCAGUGCCCAGUGGUUGUGCCAACAAGUUUAAGUGGGCUUUCUCAUGGCCCUUAAUAUGUAUACUCUAUUUCACCAUCCCAAACUGCAGCAAGCCACGCUGGGAAAACUUCUUCAUGCUGACAUUUAUAGCAUCCACGCUGUGGAUUGCCAUCUUCUCAUACAUUAUGGUUUGGAUGGUGACUGUGAUUGGAUACACGCUUGGAAUACCUGAUGUGAUCAUGGGCAUUACUUUUCUGGCUGCAGGGACUAGUGUUCCAGACUGCAUGGCAAGUUUAAUAGUGGCCAGACAAGGACUUGGGGACAUGGCUGUAUCAAAUAGCAUUGGAAGCAAUGUAUUUGACAUCCUUGUAGGACUUGGAUUACCAUGGGGGUUGCAAACAAUGGUUAUUAACUAUGGAUCUACAGUGAAGAUUAACAGCAAAGGUUUGGUGUACUCAGUCUUUCUGUUACUGGGAUCUGUGGCCCUCACUGUGAUUGGUAUCCAUGUAAACAAGUGGAAACUUGACAAGAAAUUUGGUCUCUAUGUGCUCUUCCUUUAUGCCAUCUUCCUGUGUUUCUCCAUUUUGAUAGAGUACAAUGUUUUCACUUUUGUCAACUUGCCAACAUGCCGUGAUGACUUUUGAUGCCAGCAAAUGUACAGGCCAAAGUUAUGAGAGAUUCACUUUUUUUUCACACAAGACACAAAACAUUGAGGAGGUGGAUUUCUGUCUCCUUUUCUGCUAAUUUGAUGGGAAGCAUGAGAGCUCUUCCUGCUGUACCUGGAUUUGUCUGUUCCACAAGAAUGUAAAGGAAAAUUAACCCCUCUAGUGCAACAGGGCCAUCAGGCAUUUAAAUGGCCCAUAAAGUUCUGUCAGGGUUAAAGUCUUCCGAAGAAGCGGAAUCCAAACGUGCUGCUCUUUUUUUACAAGAAUCAAGUCUUUUAUUGAUGGGUGCAUUUUCUUACUGCUUGUUAUGAUGACGUUUUAAUAACGCACCCUCUUCUUUUGGAUGUACAGCAAUGGAACAUUACUUUUUUGACGGUAUUAAAGAAUACUGGAUAUGCUGCACAUGAGAACAAACAAAUGUAGUCCUCUUCAUGUUUACCUGCUGGGAGUAUUUUCCCUUUGGAUUUUUUUUUAACAAUUGGCUGUUUGUAGUUGCACGCAAAGGGACACCAAUGAGGCUUUUCAUCUGCCCCAAGAAAACUUCCCUGCGUUGAAUUUCGGUACAAUCUUAAACUAGUAAUACAAAGGCAUUCGGCCAGGAGUUCUGUUUUUAAAUCAAGUGAACCUGGAGAUGAAGUACACCUUGACUAUUGCCCUUACUGACCUCUUUUCUCAAACAUUUACAAACUCAGAGGACCUAACUCUAUUUAACCAAUUUUAAAAACAAAGCACAUUUUUAAUAACAAAUUCAACCCACUGACUGGUUUAGAAAUGCACAUUCAUAGCCUAAUUGAUUUAACAUUAUUAUAGAUAUAUUUGUAAUUGUGCUUGCAAGAUAUUUAUUUGUUAAAGAGUAAAUCUAAAGAUAUUUAAUAUUUAUAUGCACACCAUGGACAGCAACAAGUCUAAGCACUGAAAUGAGAAAAGAUUGCAUGUUAUUUUGUUUGUUUAUAACUUUUGAUACUGAUUGCUAAUUCCUCACCCCAAGUUAUUUUCACCAAGAUCUACAAAGUGACCUGAAGGAAAAUUAAACUAUAUACAGGUUGAAUUAAAGGUUGAGCAAAGGUUAUUGAUAGGCUGUUCAUACUGCAUUAGUCUUUGAUUUCAUUAGAACACUAACAAGCAGAUCCUUUCUAAUUACUGCACUACUUACAAAACCCCAGAUUUUCACACAUAUUCAGUUUACUAUUCACUGAACCAUACAUGUACCCAUUGCUUUUUUGUUCAAAGCUUUGAAGGCACAGUCUGGGUGGAAUCUUAUUGAGUGACACCAUUGACUUAAUUUCCGACAUAUGCUAUGAAUACAGGAGUAAUCACAGAUAAGAUACAAAUGGCAUGGAAGAUUAAAAAAUGAACUAAUAACAUAUAUUGAAAAUAAAAUAGAUCAAGUUUCAGGCAAUGAGUAUAAGACGAACAUCCAGACACUGUCAGCGUGAUUCUAUUAAUGCAUGUGCUGCCUGCAAUAAAAUAUAGUCUGCUCAUAUUUCAAAGAGCCCUCUGUAACAAUGGUACGUUGUAAUAGUGUUUAUAUCUACUUCAUCACUGGCUGCCUUCCCAUGAUACAUGUCUUUUUAUAGAAGAAAAAUGUACAGUUCAUUUAUACUAGGAUCCUAAAGGGGCAAAAGGAAAAAAACUAUUGUACUGUUUUACUCUUCUACUUAUUUAAAAGGGCGACUAUACAAACUGGGUGCAGAAAGAGCCAGGACUUUCAUCUGCUUUAACUUUGCAUGGCAGACCUCUCAUUUUAACUGGCUGCAUGAGUUCUUCACCAUAAGCAUAUCUUUGUACUUGAAUCCAAGGGAUCUUUCUAAUCACAAGUUGAGAGUUUUUUCCUUGUUUUGCCCCAUGUAAAAACGGGCAAUUAGAUUCUGCUAAUUUGUUUUCCAGCAAGUAGCACAAAAUCAUCAUCAUCAUCAUCAUCAUCAUUUAUUUAUAUAGCGCUGUCAAGUUACGCAGUGCUUAAGAUCAUCUAUGUUUUUCUCUUUUUUUAUUGCCUGCCUAAUAACAUUCAAGUUCACUCCUAUAGAAUAGUACCAACACAAAUCUCUUGGGGCAAAGUCCCACCAAUGUGAGAUUUGUCUUUGGCCUACUGAUACCAUAAAGCAGUCCUGGGUGCAGGAGAGGCAGAUAGAGCCUGUAACUGCCUGAAAAUCAUGUAUUCUGAUCUUAAUUUUAAUUUUGUAGCUUUUCUGUCCCAAGUCAUAAACAGAUAUAAUCUUAAAUUCCAGUGAACAAAACAGAUCAUGAGUGGUUUUGUCUGGGCAAGAGACAAAAGAUGCCUGCAUGCAGAGCUGUUAGCAAAAACAUUGCAGUAAAUACCUGCACUUUAUUUUUUAUAGCAUUUAGGGUUUUAUGUAUAUAGUGUCUUUGGUCAGAGGGUUCUGAACCAUCAGGCAAUAAGCAUUGUGCUAUGCAUGCAGGGAGAUACCAGAGUAUUGUUUAUGUACAUAUGAUUUGGGCGACUUUCGUUCCUAAUACUGUAGCACACACAAUUUCUACAAUGGUAGUGGAAGCUAGAAUAUAAAAAAAAUAUAUCUAAAAAAAAUCCAUCAUCUUUAUCUGAAAGAGCUGUUUGUAGCCUUUACUAAAACUAUGUGGAAGGAAGAAUUGGAAUUCUUUGUGAGAGACUGGUGGUGGUGCUCUGGUAUCCAAUCAGCAGUUUAAUCUGCUGUUUAAAAGCAAAUGUCUGAUUGGCUGCUGUUGGUGACCAAGACCCAGUGCAAACUUUGCAUGUUUUCUUUCUAUUAUCCCACAAAUUCAGUACUUUUUGUGCUGGAUACACAAAAGAAAACCAGACCGAGUUAGGCGUUUAUGCAAUUUUUUUUUAAAGUUAAUGAGAAUCUAGUGUUUCACCUAUAGUUUCCCUUUAAGUACAGCCAGCUUUGCCAACAUACAUUGGACGCUAAGCUGGGGCAUAUGGGUUUAAAGCAAUAUCAAGACUUUGCGUAACCAAAUAAGUGACAUGAGAGCAAGUUAUCAAUUGUACAAUGCAAGGGUAUGUAUUCAUUCCUGACUUGAUUUUGGCUCUGUAUACAGCUCCUGCAUCACUGAUAUAUGACUAAACAUAAAAUCUCUUCUGCUUG